AUGUCAGAUUCAGAAGAUUCUUUCGAUUUCGAUAGUUCUUUUCCCCCAACAUCUCCACUGCAAGCAGUCAUGCGGCCCACCCAAUAUGUACGAGACCUCAUUUGGAACAAGUUUUUAAAGUUCAAAACCAGAUACCCGCACAAGGAUAUCUUUAAGCAUCCAGAAGUUACUGAGGAUCCGUUAAAAGCCUUCGUUAUGUGGUAUGCUACGCAAAGUAGGGAGAUAUCUCCGACGACGCUAGCCCAUUAUGUAUGGCCGUUGAGGCAGGAGUGUAUUGUCCGAACAGGGCAGGUCAUAGAUCGAGAUUUAACUGACAGAGUAAGAGCAUGUCUUGAUCUCCAGCUUGUCCGAGACCCGAAUAGCGAUAUCCCCGAUAAACCCCUGGCUACAUUAACUAUCCAGUUCAACUAUUUGAAAGGUGCUAGGGGAAGUGGAAAAUUCCUUAAACUUACGUUGAAGGAAGAUAGAGAGUUGCCAUCUGCGGUUCGAAAUGGUGGGGAGUCACGAGGCAAACGCCGUAAACCUACGAGAUCUGCCGCCUCGGAUUCUGAGUCUGAGGCCCCGAGCGUAGAACGGCUAAAAGGCGAAAGCCGGCAGAGGAUGUGGACAUGGGAUGAACGUACUCUCAUUGAGUACCUAGGUACGUAA
Messenger RNA from Venustampulla echinocandica, 648 nucleotides. RefSeq lists its product as uncharacterized. The record is from RefSeq and is a predicted model, not a curated record. Lineage: Eukaryota; Fungi; Ascomycota; Leotiomycetes; Helotiales; Pleuroascaceae. The transcript is spliced from 4 exons. The coding region runs from base 1 to 648 and encodes 215 amino acids.